AUGAGCGCGCUGUCGCACGAACAGCAGCAGCUGACGGCGCGACUGACUUCCGCAGCAGCAGAACCAGAGGCAGCAGCAGCUGGAACAGCGACAAACGCAACAGCAGCAGCAGCAGCAACAGCAGCACAAGACACUGCAGCACAUGCAGCAGAGGCGGAAGCGCUCGCAACGGCGCUGCUGGACCUUGCACAAGACAUUUGGAGCUGCUUCAGGUCGGAGCAGCAGCAGCAGCAGCAGAACGGCAGCAGGUGCUCUGCAGGCCCAAAGGAACUGCUGCUGCUGCAGCAGGCAGUCACAACAGCAACUGCUGCAGCAAAUGCUCUGCUGCAGCAAAGGGAUAGGGAGCAGGGGCCCACCAGCGCAGGGUCGUUGCAUCUCCGCAGCAACAGCAGCAGCAACAGCAGCAGCAGCAACAGCAGCAACAGCAACAACAGCAACAGCAGCAGCAACAGCUGCUGUUAUUGUUCCAAACCGCCGGCGGCUGUGCUUCUGCAGCAGCAGCAACAGCAGCAGCGGCAGCUAGCCUCCCCCUAUUCUGUUGCGGGGUCACCUCCCUUCCCUUCGUGGGCGAACGACAGCAGCAGCAGCAGCAGCAGCAGCAACAGCAACAGCAACAGCAGCAGUGAACGGUUUCUGCAGGUGCUGCCUCUCUGCCUCCCCUUCUUAUCGCUGGAAGAAAGAAUUGGCUGUGAGCUAGGGUUUAAGGUUUAG
This is a messenger RNA of Eimeria tenella, 711 nucleotides long. RefSeq lists its product as uncharacterized. Bases 1 to 711 code for a protein of 236 amino acids. The record is from RefSeq and is a predicted model, not a curated record. The transcript has a single exon. Lineage: Eukaryota; Apicomplexa; Conoidasida; Eucoccidiorida; Eimeriidae.